Molecule: messenger RNA, 1143 nt
Organism: Microthlaspi erraticum
Lineage: Eukaryota; Viridiplantae; Streptophyta; Magnoliopsida; Brassicales; Brassicaceae
Source: the annotation of a GenBank genome assembly
AUGAGACGCAUGCCUUCUAGCUUUUGUCCUGAAAAUCUCGUUAAGCUGGAAAUGCGGGAGAGCAAACUCGAGAAGUUGUGGGAAGGAAUUCAUUCACUUACAGGGCUCAAGAAAAUGGAUUUAGCGGAAUCUAGAAAUCUAAAAGAGAUCCCAGAUCUUUCCAUGGCCACUAGUCUCGAGACACUUAAUCUUGAAGUGCUCGAGUUUGGUGGAGCUUCCUUCUUUUAUUCAGCAUCUCAGCAAACUGGAGUGCUCAAUCUCUGGGGAUGCUCACGGUUGAAGAGUUUUCCUGAUAUCUCAAGUAACAUCUCUGUACUCUUUUUAAGACGAACAGCGAUUGAAGAAUUUCCCCCUAACUUGCGUCUAGAGAAUCUCUUUCACCUUGAUAUGUUGGGAGUGAAAAGUGAUAAAUUGUGGAAAAACGGUCAGCCGCUUACACCCCUCAUGGAUAUGCUAUCUCCCUCUUUGAGGUAUUUGGUACUCUCGGAUAUCCCAACUUUGGUGGAGCUUCCUUCUUCAUUUCAGAAUCUCAAUGAUCUGGAAACAUUGGGCAUUACAGACUGCAUAAAUCUGGAGACUCUUCCAAAUGGCAUCAAUUUCGAAUCUCUAGAUAAACUCGAUCUGUCUGGAUGCUCACGGUUGAGGAUUUUUCCUGAUAUCUCAACCAACAUCUCACAGCUCAAUCUAAGCGGAACAGCGAUUGAAGAGGUUCCUUGGUGGAUCGAGAGCUUCAGUAAUCUAAUAGCUAUAAGAAUGCGGGUAUGCAAAAGUUUGAAGCAUGUGUCCCUCAACAUUUCUAAACUGAAACGUCUCGAGGAGGUUGAUUUUUCAAAUUGUGGGGCAUUGACUGAAGUUAGCUUGAAUGAUCACUCUAAGUUGCCAAUACUUGACGAGGCUUCUCCAUCUCUUCGAGAAGAUAACAUCAAGCUCGAUUUCAGAAACUGCUUCAACUUGAAUCAAGAGGCUCUGAUUGAAAAACAAACAGUAAAAACGGAGAAACUAAUUUUGCCAGGGGAAGAAGUGCCUUCAUAUUUCACUUAUCAAACUUCUGAAACCUACCCCGCGGAAGAAGAAGGAACCUACUCCUCUCUGACCAUCCCUCUAGUUUCCCAGCUUUCUCUUGCAACCGUUCUUCAGAUUUAG